AUGAACAAGUUCAAUAGUUUUAUUUUAAUUUUAGCUAUUAUUUCUAUAGCAUCAUCUAAAAACCUCUUUGAUCCUAAAAGCUUAGAAAUUAUCAGGGAUGAAGUUAAUGAGAAUGGAGAAUAAGACUUCUGUUAAUAUAAAGGAGGUUGGGAUGACUCUAUUUCUACUUAAAAUGGUGAUUUUAUUGAUGUAGGUGAAUUUCAUGCUUCAGUCGAAGAAUAUGAUAACGGAGAGUAUCAAGUCACUGCCAACUAUAAAAGAAUUUUCUUUAAUAGAGUAGAAUUAGAUGAUGACUAAUACAAUUUGCAAAAGGUUAGUGAUUCUGGAGAGUUUAUAUAUGUUGGAAAUGUUAAGAAUGAUGGUCCUGUUACUUAGCUUAGUGUUUCAAACAUUGUGAAGAGAAAACUAAGAAAAAUAAUCUAAUAUUUUGAUUGA
Messenger RNA from Tetrahymena thermophila SB210, 435 nucleotides. RefSeq lists its product as hypothetical. NCBI's taxonomy places the organism in Eukaryota, Ciliophora, Oligohymenophorea, Hymenostomatida, Tetrahymenidae. The record is from RefSeq and is a predicted model, not a curated record. The transcript has a single exon.